AUGGCGACGAGACAUAACACCAUCACCGUAACUGGUGGAAGUGGGAAAUACGUUUUUCCAAUGAACCAGCAACUCACAAUUGAUGAAUUAGCUCAAGUAUUUCCUGGAGCUUCUUCACUCGCCUAUAUGGAUGAGGGGUGCUCUGAUAAGGUCGUUGUACCUGCCAAUGAUGGCGUCUUUAAAACGCCAGUGGGAGGAUGGGACAAAGCUGGCAGGACAUUUUAUGUUGUUGAUGGUAAAAGAGGAGCAGACAAUAACGAAACGCGCAUUAGGGAAAUUAUGCAAAAUAUUCGGACCCAAAAGAAAAAGCCACGCACCGAGGCGAAGGAUAGCACGACAAGUAUUGCUUCAAGAGACAAGGCGGAAAAACGCUCCUAUACCAGGAGCAAGAAUCCAAAGAUUCGUGUUGGUUGGCGUCACACAUAACUAAGUAUCUCGAUCAAUGUGUCGCCAUUUUUACUCGUAGUCCAAGCGGUUACUGCAAUACGGAAUGCCAUUGGUCGUACUAUAGUAUGCCAAGCAAGCCAUUUUCUGAUUGGCUACUUCGGAUAUUGAAUCUCGAAUUUCGAAUCUCGAAUCUCGAAUUUCAAAUCUCGAAUCUCGAAUCUCGAAUCUCGAAUGAUCCUUCUGGGCUUUCGUAGAGACGCGUGCACAGUCACGGUCAUGACUCUGAUUAACUAGCGCAGUUGAGGGAUAAUAACGUUUUGAGCCUGCGCAAAAAAACCGGUACACCUAGAGCAUUCUGUCCUAGGGAUACGGCUCCCAUACCUCUAGACAGUGCGAAUAAAGUUUCGCUAGACACUACUCAUUUCCAGACAAAACUUCGACUUUCGAGGAAACAUUUUCAUUCGUGACACAGGAAUAUAAUAAACAUUUCGGUCAAACGAACAUUGGUGGUGGUGUGUGGACUUUUCGUAAAAUCUUCAAUGCAGUGAUCGGGACGAUGACGGAUUUUAGGGGAAUGGUGUCACUCGUGACAUGCCUUUGGUGUCACGAGUGAUAUGCUUGUUUCACGAGUGACAUUGUUGGACACAGCUCGAAGGGUUAAAAUCAUUAUCGUUUGUUGUUGUGUUGUCAUUGCAUCAGACUCAGACUCAUUAUGUUAUUAUAUCGUUCAAAAAAACUUCCUAAAUUAAAGUUUCAAUAAUGUUUUCAAUUAA
Lineus longissimus is the source of this 1160-nucleotide messenger RNA. RefSeq lists its product as uncharacterized. Lineage: Eukaryota; Metazoa; Nemertea; Pilidiophora; Heteronemertea; Lineidae. The transcript is spliced from 4 exons. Bases 1 to 426 code for a protein of 141 amino acids. The record is from RefSeq and is a predicted model, not a curated record.